Molecule: messenger RNA, 1599 nt
Organism: Cyclocybe aegerita
Lineage: Eukaryota; Fungi; Basidiomycota; Agaricomycetes; Agaricales; Hemipholiotaceae
Source: the annotation of a GenBank genome assembly
AUGCGAACACCUAUGCCCCAUAUGAUUAUGCGUAUGACACACAUGCAAUCCACUUUUUCUCUCCAGUGCCCACCAGGCACGUGGGGAAAUAGUCUGCAAACAGGGCACAACAAAGUCGCGACGCGUCACCGCGAUUGGAUCACCAGAACUCACAACUCACCUUCGUCGAAGUACAUCAUGGCCGAUAACAAAAAGCAAGAGAAAGACUUCACCAAGGAGGUUGAUGCCCUUCUUCCAGAGGCGGAAGCAACGAUCAAGUCUGGCAAGCUACAAGACGGUCUCGACAAAUUAUUUACUCUUGAGAAGCAAACACGAAAUGCUGCCGAUCUUGCUUCAACCACUCGUUUGGUGAAAACAGCAAUUCAGCACUGCUAUGAUGCUCGAGACUACCCACUCCUUAAUUCCACCAUCUCCGUUUUGAGCAAGAAACAUGGUCAACUGAAGGCUGCUGUUCAAGCCAUUGUCGAAUCAACGAUCUCAUGGCUGCCUGAAGUCAAGGAACGCGAUGGUCUUGAACGAUGGCUAGAGCUUCUUGAAACUCUGCGUGGGGUUACAGAGGGAAAGAUCUUCUUAGAAACUCCCAGAGCGCGAGUGACUCUCCUUCUUUCGCAUUAUCACGAAGGUCUCUCUAUAUCCGGGAAAGCUAAAGAUCCCAAGGAGUCUCUGCAAACUGCGUCUGAACUACUUUCCGACCUGCAAGUAGAAACCUAUUCAUCCAUGGAGCGGAGAGAAAAGAUUGAAUUUAUUUUGGAGCAAAUGCGGCUUCUCGUUGCAGUUGCACGCCAGAAGGAUGCCGCCGUGGAGAAGAAGGAAGGCAAAGAGUCGCUAGGUGAUGGGGAGGCUGAAUGGGUUAAAGUGCGCGUUGGCGGUCGAAAGGUCAACGAGGAGUUCUUGAAGGAGAAGGACAACGAGGACCUGAAACUCAAGUACUACGACCUAAUGAUACAACACGCCCUCCAUCACGAUUCAUACCUUGACGUUGCGAAAUAUUACUACAAGGUCUGGGAGACUCCGUCAAUUAAGGAAGAUGUGGGCGACAAAGGGAAGGCGGCCCUUGAGCAUAUUGUCUAUUACAUUGUUCUUGCCCCUCAUACGAAUGAACAAUCGGAUAUGCUGCAUCAUCUUUAUGUUGACCCUGCACUCUUGAAAUUGGAGCUUCAUUAUAACCUGGUCAAAUGCUUCGUGACAAAAGAACUCAUGCGGUGGCCCGGAAUCGAGGCUAUUUAUGGUCAGGCCCUACGGAAAACACCCGUCUUCAGUUCACCUAAACGAUGGGAAGACCUGCAUACCCGUGUCAUCGAGCAUAAUAUUCGCGUUGUUGCUGAAUACUAUACACGCAUCACGAUACCUCGCCUCACCUCAUUGCUAGACCUUACGCCCAAGCAAACCGAACAGACACUAGCAAGACUCGUCGUUUCGGGCACAAUAUGGGCUAAAAUUGAUCGACCUGCUGGUAUCGUGAACUUUAGGAGCAAGCGCAGUGCAGAAGAUGUGAUGAAUGACUGGAGUUCUGACAUGCAGAAGCUGCUAGGGUUGGUUGAAAAGACAUGGAUGGGUAUGAAUGCUGCCCAAGCUGCACAGUCUCGCGUUAAAUCGUAG